Messenger RNA from Ectocarpus sp. CCAP 1310/34, 3332 nucleotides. The record is from the annotation of a GenBank genome assembly. NCBI's taxonomy places the organism in Eukaryota, Phaeophyceae, Ectocarpales, Ectocarpaceae.
UCGGUGACAUGGCACCGAGUGCUCCGAGUGUGCCGGGACACUCGCUGCGCCGGAGGUACCUCGCAGUUCAUCUCGUGCAAGGAGUAGCGGCAGCCGUGCAGGGCCAACGGGCUGGGAAAGGGAGCUUUGAUCAAUAUUCUAUCAACGGCGAGGCGGCGACCGCCGCCACCCCCGUGGUCGAUGAGUGCGUCGUUCCGCCCACCGUGGUCCAAAAUCGCGCUCUGCGCGUUCGCAUGCGUGUGCUCCCUCGCGUACCUGUCCAAGGCCGCGGUGCACCCGGGCAUCGUCGCACCGCCGAAACCGGAUGACGCUUCUUCCGUGGAGGGCCAGUAUUCCGCGGAGGGCCGGUUUUCCGCAGAGGAACGGCAUUCGGCAGAGGAACGGCAUUCCGCAGAGGAGCGGCACUCCCCAGAGGACCGGUAUGGCGCUGUCCCCCGACCACAGCAAGCGGCGGCGGCAGAGGAGGAGGGGACUAAGGCCGCCGCCCCCGGCGUCCUGGAAGUAGGGGCUACUACCCCGGGGAGUGCCGAGGAAGAGGGACAUGGCUCGUUGAGGUCGAGGGAAGGGGAAGAACAGGAGGGUACGUCGCCCGAGGAUGGGAUCGACGGAACUCCCGACGGCGGCGUUGCGCUUGCCGGGGAUGGUGCCAGUAGGUCUGCUGCUUCUGUGGCGGCUACGGUCCGGCCGCCGGCGUCUCCAGGACAGUGCUGGAUUUUUAUGCACCUGCAGAAGUGCGGCGGGAGCACGGUAAAGGACAUGCUUGAAGACAGGUGGAGGUCUCGCUUCUUCAUCUACGACUCUAUGCGGUGGAAGUUCGGCGACGAGUUCUCGGCGAACUUCGGUGCAAAACUGGCCCUUGGAGACAAGUGGAACGUCAUGACCGGCGGGUACACCGAGGCCCUCAGAAGAUCGGAUCCCGUCGGCGCCGGCUGCCAGUUUUUCACGCUAUUCCGGCACCCGAUCGCGCGUAUGGUCUCGGCCUAUUUCUAUUGCCGGUCCGUCCCGGGCGACGUGGCCUGCGCCUCUGAGGUCGUGCAAGCGAAGGACGUGGACUUGCUGACCUUCGCCAAGCACUGGGGAAACUUCGCGCUCCGGCAGUUCGCGCUAGGCUUCGUGCCCUCCGAUGACGUACAGGAGUACAUUCGGACACCAGAGGCGCAGGCUCUCCACGACUUUGACCUGCAGGAAGUUGGGGGCUGGUAUCAGCUGAAAAUGUACCUGGAAAGGCCUCAAAACGAGGAUGAGGGUGUGUCGGGGCAGAGAGAGGCAAUGACGGCCCACCAGGAUGGUGCUGCCACUGCAGAGGCCCCGCUGUACGACCUGCUGCAGCCGGCGAUGGACUUGAUUCGUGACGGCUACGUGGCGGUUGGCAUUCUAGAGCAAUGGAAUAUCACCCUUGAGCUCUUCGACCACGCGCUGGACAUGCCGGUGAUGAACUGGAAGGAGCAAUUCGCCGAGAGCGGGAUGCAUCACGUAGACAUCGUAAACAAGCAGCUCGAGAUAGAGACGCUACAGCAAGCCUGGACGGACUCCGAGCUAAAGGGGUAUAUGCGGCUCGACCUGCUGCUGUAUGAGCACGCCGUCGACGUUUUCCACCAACAGGCACGCAGCCACGGUCUACUAUAAGAGGGCGGAGUGGGUGUGUUUCAAGGGCCAGGGGCUCGACGAAUGGUGGAGGGGCGGGGGGGUGUGGGGGUUAUCUCAAUUUUGCCGAGGGAUAUACUCGUUUUUUUUGCGGAAAUCGACCGUGUGUCGUCUUCGGCUUGGCAUUGCACGUCGUGGAGUUGCGGCCUGAUCAGACAAUGGGGAAGGGGGAGAGGGAAACAGUCUUGAAUAUGGAAUUCUAUGUGGGUUUGUUUCUAGUGCACUCGCUGUCUGCCGUGUUAUUGCUUGCAUAUUUGCGUGUCCGUUCUGAUCCUGCCGUGUGUUCGUCCUCUCUUUUUGCACUAACCGGGAAGUCAAUCGUUGCACCAGAAUAUUGUCUUGGAUGGAGAUAAACGCAGUGCCAUUUGUUCGGUUUGAUGCGUAUGUUUUGUAAUUUUCCGGUCGGUUUGUUUUGGUUCGACAGUUGCACCAAAAGUCUCCUGCGAGCAGAUACAUGCAGUGCUAUUUUUUCGUUUUGAUGCGUAUGUAAAGUAUGAUUUUCUCUCUGUUUGGUGCUGGUGUUCGUCGUUGAUUCGAUACCAAAUUUCCAGGCGAUGUGAAAUGGAACUGCAUGCUGUGUGUUCCGUACAUUUUCGGUGCCUUUGCUACUUUAUGUACGUCGAUUGCAAUAACAGGAAACAGAUCCAUGUAACGAUCGUUUGACUUCGGAUGUACAGCAGCACGUGCGUCAGAUUGCCGUCUUUUCUGACGCGCUGCAUGAUCACUUGUGAGAUGUCUGUUCGUCCAGCAGUUUUGUUCUUGUUGUGGUGUUUUCACGCAUACAUAACCUACCGCGCUGUCUGUUGAUUUCCGUGCGACUAAGCUCGAAGGGGUCGGUGGGGGGGGGGUAUCAGACUUGACAUGCCUUGUUCCGCUCUGCAUGUGGAUGUGGAUCAUUCGUUGAGGGGGGUGGUAGAGUUGUCAUUAGACACGAGUCGUAGAAGACGAAAUCAUCUAUCUCCUAUCGUUAACCGAGCACCAAGGUUCGCUUGAUAUGGACUCCCAAUUUUGGAGCAUCUGCACACGAUGCGUCGAGCGGUUAGUGGUGUGGACAACAGGGGCAUGAGGUUCCCUCGAUGGCAACAACGUGUAAUAAUAUUUGCCAACUGGUGACCUCUACCCUAGUCAGUAUGUUUUUGUCGUUGUUGUUGUAGUGUGGUUCAUAUGCGUAGCUUCAACGAGUUUAGUUGCUGGAAGGAAAGGAUGUCGUGCUCGUCGUGUCUGCGAUGUGUUUACUUUCAUCUGUGUGAUGUUGGAAGCGCUGAUGUCCUGCACUUUUUUUUUUUGCGUUUGUGCAUGCUUGCCACUCGGCCGUAGUAGAGUAGUGGUAGGCUUUUCUACACGAAAGGAGCAGCACGCGUGAGCGAGCAAGCGACGUCUUUUCGUUAAUUGCAGAUUUUCGAUUCGUGCCAAACGUGCGGCCACCGCACUUUGUCUUUGCUCGUUUAUCAAUCUCUUUUUGUAAUAAACGAGUGGCGGUGUUCGCAGUGCCUUUGCGUGACACUGCCACCGCUCUCGAAGUCGCCGCCAGCGAAUUGUAUUGCAGCGUCGUUGAAAUACUGUCUGUAGCGUUCAUUCCGCCAUGAUGAUUUCUGUCUGAUGAGCUCGGCGAAUCAUGAUAUGUGUGUCGAACCAUUAAUAAUAGUUACAGGAGAAGUACACGGUUAUCAAUCAGCGGGCACUCAAAC